Messenger RNA from Arthroderma uncinatum, 1686 nucleotides. Its product is annotated as GliA. The record is from RefSeq and is a predicted model, not a curated record. Lineage: Eukaryota; Fungi; Ascomycota; Eurotiomycetes; Onygenales; Arthrodermataceae. Gene Ontology annotation, biological process: transmembrane transport. Gene Ontology annotation, molecular function: transmembrane transporter activity. The transcript is spliced from 4 exons. Bases 1 to 1686 code for a protein of 561 amino acids.
AUGGCUCCCUUGGAUCACCCCCAGCUCCCUGCUGAGCAGCCAGGGACAAACGCGACCACGAGCGUAUUAUCAGACCGCGAGAAACAGCCAAAUUCAACAUCAGUCCUCGGUUCUCCUCUAGAAUCAUCAGGGUCCAGGGAAGACAGCACGACCACGGGCCAAGAUAAGGACAUAGAGACUACAGAGACUUACCCCCAGGGUGCCAAACUGUUCUUCAUUAUCCUCGCCAUUAUUCUCAGCAUCUUCCUCGCCUCUCUAGACCUUACCAUCGUUGCAACAGCAAUCCCUAAAAUCACAGAUGAGUUUCGUGGCCUUGAUAAGGUAUCAUGGUACGGAUCUGCAUUUUUCAUGACCAACGGUGGCUUCCAGUCAUCUUGGGGCAAGGCCUACAAAUACUUCUCACUCAAGUCCACGUUUCUUGCCUCCGUCGGCGUUUUCGAGGUAGGCAGCUUGGUGUGCGCUCUAGCACCAAACUCCACGACCCUUAUUGUCGGCCGUGCUAUCACCGGCCUAGGCGCCGCAGGAAUCGGGACUGGUGCAUACACUAUCAUCGCCUUUGUCGCGGAACCCAAAAAACGGGCCAUGUAUACUGGCUUCGUCGGGGUGUCUUAUGGCAUUGCCUCUGUGAUCGGCCCCCUGAUAGGGGGAAUCUUUGCAGACAAAGUAUCAUGGCGCUGGCUUCAUCAUAUUCCUCUUUUUCACACUCCUGAUACCGCUAAACCCGUCAUGGCGACCUGGAAGGAAAGGUUCUUGCAAAUGGAUCCUGUCGGUACUGCUAUGAUGAUGGGUGCGAUCGUGGCAUACCUCCUAGCCAUGCAAUCUGGCGGACAGACCAAGCCAUGGAACAGCAGUGAGGUGAUUGGUCUCCUAGUUGGCUGUGUUGCCAUCUUGAUCGCUUUUGUUUUCUGGGAGACUUUCCAGGGCGAGCGAGCCAUGGUAGUCCCACGCCUCUUCAAGAAACUCAACGUCGGAACGAGCUGCAUUUUCACAUUCUUCUUUUCCGGUUCCUACUUUCUCGUCAUAUAUUACCUACCCAUCUACUUCCAGAGCAUUCAUGACGCUAGCCCCACUAUGUCAGGUGUGUACAACCUCCCGCUCAUCUUGGCCGUCACUAUCACCAUGAUUUCUUCUGGUAUAUUCAUUUCAGGGGUCGGUUUUGUUGAUUUUGUAAUGGUCCUCGGCUCUUUGAUUGCAAUUAUCGCGGCCGGAUUGCUCUCCACCUUUGACAUCGGCACUGCCCCAGCAAAAUGGAUUGGCUAUCAAAUUCUCGGCGGUAUCGGUUGGGGUAUGGCAUUCCAGGUUCCAAUCAUUGUUAGCCAAGGCAAUGCAGAUCCUAAGGAUAUGUCAUCGAUAACGGCUAUCGUCUUGUUCUUUAUGAAUGCCGGCGGCACUUCAUUUGUUUCGGCAGCACAAGCAGCAUUUGUCAACAGGAUGAUUACCACUCUACCUUCCACUGCUCCCAGCGUUAACCCAGCCGAAGUUAUUGCCACAGGGGCCACUCAGAUCCGAGCCGCCUUUUCGGCUACUGAGGUGCCUGGAAUUGUUGAGGCUUACACGGCUGGCAUCAAGCUAGCCUUGGCCAUCUCUAUUGGUGCGACGGGAGCGGCCUUCAUCGUUAGCGUGUUCGGGAGCGGCCUGCAUAGGCUUACUGCAAAGCUCAAAGAGGAAGCAGGUAAUGUUGUCUGA